AUGGCAUCGAAAGAGUUGCAAGCCCGUUGUCGCAUAUUGGCAGAACGUUUAUCGGAAAGUGUGCAUAUUGUUGACCAUGACCCAUCGCUGGCCCUAUAUCGAUUACAUGAACAUAUUGGAAAAACUUUACCCGCACUCGUGGCCCGAAAAUACACAAUGGUUGAUUUGAAUUCCCGCCUUCAAGGUGCAUGUUUCGACCUGGACAACGUUCUUCUAACAGUGCAGUCAAUGAAAAAGGCUGCAACGAGUUUUGAGAACAUUCAGGCAAUGCUUCGAGACUGUGUACAUCACAAGCAACAACUGAACUAUUCAGCCAAAUGA
Molecule: messenger RNA, 321 nt
Organism: Cercopithifilaria johnstoni
Lineage: Eukaryota; Metazoa; Nematoda; Chromadorea; Rhabditida; Onchocercidae
Source: the annotation of a GenBank genome assembly